Messenger RNA from Amoebophrya sp. A25, 880 nucleotides. Lineage: Eukaryota; Dinophyceae; Syndiniales; Amoebophryaceae. The record is from the annotation of a GenBank genome assembly.
AUAGACGGAUCCUAGCUAAACGUGGCCAUUAAAUAACUUUUUAUUCAGACUAUUGCUAUUCUCUUGCUUUUUUGUGUUUUUGUUUCCCAGUUAGGCUUGCUUCGCCGUUAUAUGAGAACUCUGUCCAUUUCUCAAUCAACACAAUUGUCGUGACUACUCAUCUAGGUUGCCGACGAUGACGAGAUGAAUAAACGACUUCAGAGCUUUAUCCAGUCUGAUUAUGCUACAGGUGGAAUGGCCGUUCUGAAUUUCAACGAUUUGUUGCUGGCUUCACAUAACUGCUAUCAAAUAUGGGUGAACACUCACGAUGCUGCCUUAGUCCAAGCGAUGGACCUAACAUACCCUGGCCCACGUCCGUUGUGCGCCUUCUUGACUUGGUUGAAGCAGCAGCGCGAUGAGUGGGUCAAGAUCGAUGGCUUACAAUGGCUGCCAAAAGUGCCGGUAACCAGCAUCGGCUACGGGCUUUUGUAUCAAGCGAUAUUCUUCUUCUUAUGGCACGUAGGUGUGGAUUGAAAAAAUCAAGUCGAUCUCCAAAAAGAGUAAGUACGUAGUUGCUGAUAGAUCAUGAAGAUGAACGAUGAUGUUGAUGCAAGGAUAGUUUAUUUCGAAGAACAUCACUUGACACCUGGGUACUGGUAUUUUGUUGUUUCACCAAUAAGCAAAACUAUAUUUUUAACCAAGGCCAGCAAUGGCAAUGUAGAUGUACAUUUCUGGAAUACGAACACCGCUCACCUUCUUUUCAUCUUAAAUAGACUCUGUGCUCUUCGUAGAUUCUACCAGGCUUUGCGCUCUUCCUAGAUUCUAGGCCUAGCGCUCUUCCUUCUAACCUGUGUUUUCACAACGGUUGUCGGCAAUAUCUUUGUUGUGUGGUUGAUUCAGG